This is a messenger RNA of Melampsora larici-populina 98AG31, 1605 nucleotides long. RefSeq lists its product as uncharacterized. Gene Ontology annotation, cellular component: DNA replication preinitiation complex. NCBI's taxonomy places the organism in Eukaryota, Fungi, Basidiomycota, Pucciniomycetes, Pucciniales, Melampsoraceae. The transcript is spliced from 5 exons. Gene Ontology annotation, biological process: DNA replication initiation. The record is from RefSeq and is a predicted model, not a curated record. The coding region runs from base 1 to 1605 and encodes 534 amino acids.
AUGACUGAACUUCAACCCAUUCCCAAUUACUCUCUGGCACCUGCUUUCUUAUGCCCAUUCGGAUGGCCAACCGAUCCUACCUACCCAAUCGAUGUAGAUGCAAGUAUCACUAACACCGAAGGAGCCAGUUCGACAAACAAAUCUGACUCUUGUACACCUACAGCAAACUUAUUUCAAACUUGGGCAGAUAUCUUUGAACUGAAUCAUUCUGAUGAAGAUGAAACUGAAUUAACUCGAAUUUAUUUAGAAGCAUUAUAUUUACCCGAUUCAUAUUCAGUAAAUACUCAAUCACCUAUGAUUACAUUAGUACAAAAGAUUAAAUCAUUAUCAAAUGAAUAUAGUGCUGAAGAAUUAGUCGAAUUUUUAGAAUCAUUUUUAAUUUCAGAAAAAUUAUUAGCCAAGAAAUGGGAUAAAAGUGUACCAGGAUAUGUAAAUUAUUUUUUACCAAAUGAUAAUAUAACUCAACCUGAAAUUGAAGAAGAAGAAGAAAACGUUUUUCAAUUUAAUGAACUUGAUGUCAUUCGUGCUGUCGUGGAUUAUCGUCAUUAUCAAUCAUCUAAACCUAAUUCAUCUGGUCUUGAUUCUAAAACUAAUAGAUAUACCGGUAAAGAAAACUUUACUAGAAAUGAAUCUACUAAACAACAAAUCGAAACCUGGGCAGCCAGAGAAGCUCAAAUUCAAAUUAUCUUCUUACUAGAGAUCAUAGUCCUCACAAACCAAUCUUCAAACCAAGGUUCACAAAUCCUAACACAUCAUACCAAAUUACUUUCAUCACCACGAAAACCAAAUCGACAAGAAUCUACCAAACCAAUCGAUCAAAUCGAAGCCGUAUCAGAUUUAGAACAAUUACUUGAAGGUCUUAUUGAUAGAUUAGCAAUGUGGCAACUUUUAUCUGACUUUGGAUCUUCAGAACUUAGCAAUCUAUUUAAAAGCUCCGAUCCUUCUGUAAAUAAAUCAUCACAUUCUGAUCUUGAUGAAGCUCAACGUUUUUGGACAGACAUAGUGGAAGAAUAUUAUACCCAUCAAAUACCAUUACUUAACUCAUCAUUCCGACCAAAAUUGUUUCCUACAUCGAUUUACGAACCAACUGGAUCAUCACUUAUCCCCACUCAAUUCGAUUCCUCAGCCAAACACCAUCCCUUAUCGUCUAUCACCCGAACCCCAAACCUAAAAGAACUGGACCGACAACAAGGCUUACGAGAAGCCGCGCGUGCUGCUAAACUAUCGACUCUUAGUCCUACACUCAACGACAACCCUCAGAAAAAGAAACGACAAAGGUUAAUGAAGAAUGCAUCGAUGAGCGAAUCACAAUUAGCUUUAAGUCAUUUGAAUUCGAAUCGAUUGGGAAUCAAUUCUAGAUCACUUUUUAGUAGGAGAGAAGUCAGUAUGACUCAUUUACCUUUUAAAAGUAAACUUAAUCAUACAUUACAUAGAAGAAAUCAGUCUCUUGCUUCUGCUUCUGGGAGUGGGAAUGGGAAUAAAGGGAUUUGGAAUCAAAAGGAUCAUAGAAAACAGUCUUUACCUAGAAAGUUUCCUGAAACUAGAAUCCUUGUACCUGAUACACCUCAUCAUCGUAGAGAACUUGUACCAGAUACACCUACUUAG